Molecule: messenger RNA, 3116 nt
Organism: Xenopus laevis (African clawed frog)
Lineage: Eukaryota; Metazoa; Chordata; Amphibia; Anura; Pipidae
Gene: kcnn4.L
Product: potassium channel, calcium activated intermediate/small conductance subfamily N alpha, member 4 L homeolog
Exons: 8
Coding region: 414-1796 (460 amino acids)
Biological process (GO): potassium ion transport
Cellular component (GO): membrane
Molecular function (GO): small conductance calcium-activated potassium channel activity; calmodulin binding; calcium-activated potassium channel activity
Source: RefSeq, a predicted model, not a curated record
CUGCUAUGCAAAUUCAGCCUCUGCUCUUAUACAGGGUGAUGGCCCCGCAGCAGCCAGGGACAAGGCAUAGGUGAGCGUGGCAGAUCCCUACAGAGAGGCACAAACAAAGCAGAGGAGGCAGAAAACAGAAGGCAGAGGAGAGGGGACAGUCACAUGACACUGGGGGACAGGGUAGAGAUGACAGUUAGUUAGAGCAGAUCAAAGCUCCAAAGGAAAGUUUCAAGAAAAGAAACAGAAAAGAGAAAGGGAAAGAGUGACGGAAAGAGGGGUAGGUAAGCAGUGGCUAAGGCAGCAGAUUUCUCCAACAUCCCCUCCCUGCUGCCAAACCAAAAACACAGGAAGCCGUGGGUUUCCUUUAUUGUCUCUAAAAGUCCGGUUGGGCUGGGGCACUGGAGCCUGACUCAGAAAAGCACAUGGGACAGGGUCAUUGGCCUCUGUUUACAACAUGCCUUCCUGCAUCCCAAAAGAAAUCAGCCCACGGUGACAUGCAACCCAAAGAGCCGACCGAAAACGCCAUCCUCAACUCCCACAAAGUGCACAUCAUCCGGGAUGACCCCACCGAAAACCUGCGCAAGUUCAAGAGAAGGAAGGCGCUGGUGGAGACCAAGAAGAAGCUUUCCGCCUGGACCAUACUGGUGGCGCUCUUGGGGAUUGUUCUCAUGGUGGUGCACACUGAGGUGAUGUGGUACUCCAACUGUCAGUGGUUUCCAUACCUUUUCUUGGUGAAGUGCAGCGUAAGCAUCUCAACAGUAAUCCUGAUUAUUCUGAUCAUUGCCUUCCACCUCAAGGAGAUUCAGAUCUUUAUGAAUGACAAUUCCUUGCAAGACUGGCGCAUUGCUGUAAAUGUGAAGAAUAUUGGUUGGAUCCUACUGGAGGUUGCGGUGUGUGCCAUACAUCCCUUCCCAUAUGAACUACAGUGUGUGGAGGAACAGGGAAGCAACUCUGAAAGACAGGCAUUGGAGUUCCUCUCUGAAGUAGACAUAUUUCUGUCUAUUCUCAUGUUCCUACGAGUCUAUCUGUUACCCAGAACUGUUCUUCUCCAUAGCCGCAUGCUGGGGGAUACCUCGUACAGAAGCAUCGGCUCCCUCAACAAGAUCAAAUUCCAGUACAAGUUUGUGAUGAAGGUCUUGAUGAACACAUGCCCUGGCAAGGUCCUCCUCAUAUUGUCCAUAAGCCUCUGGAUUGUCUCCUCCUGGGUUCUGUCUGUGUGUGAGAGGAACAACGUUCCCAACGGAGAUAUGGCCAGUGCCUUGUGGCUCAUCCCCAUCACCUUCUUAACCAUUGGCUAUGGGGACAUGGUGCCAAAAACCAUUUGUGGCAAAUUGGUGUGCCUGUCUACUGGAGUUAUGGGGGUUGGUUGCACCGCUCUCAUCGUUGCAGUGGCUGCUCAGAAACUGGAGUUCACAAAGGCUGAAAAGCACGUUCACACCUUUAUGAUGGAUAUACGUUACAUGAAGCAGAUCAAAUGCGCUGCUGCUAAUGUGCUUGGGGAGGCAUGGCUUCUGCACCGACACACUAAGAAAGAAGACCAGGCUAAAACCCGGCAGCACCAGAGGAACCUGCUUACAGCCAUUCAUGUGUUCCGUCAUCGUCGAAUAAGCCACAAAAAUCUGAAGGAUCAGAUGAAUGCCAUGGUGGACAUUUCCAAGAUGCAGAUGAUCAUGUACGACCUAGACUUAAACUUCACCUCAUCGCACAGAGAACUGGAGAAAAGGAUCGACCAGCUAGACAAGAAACUGGAUGAUAUCAGUCGGCUCAUCGUGACGACCAUAGAAUCUUCACAGCUUUCCCACUGACCUUGUAGAGGGGGGACUCUGGAGUUCCUGGAUCAUUCUUGAGUUUCUUUCUUGAAGUUUGUUUACCACUUUAGAAUUAUCUUCCAUUUACAUUCCCCUUCGUUGUUUGAAGGGUUUAACGAAAUAGUGCUUUACCACUGAAAAAAAUGGCUGCUGAUGGAACUCAUCUCAUAGGGUUCAUUUUACUUGAUUAUAUCACUUUAUAUCUUGAUGAAGCAUCGUGUUUCAUUUAGCUGAGUCUUACUGGACCUGGGUAGACUAGAAUAAACAAUGCAUAUUUAUAUAUAUAUACCAAUUGUAAAGAGGAAUUGAUUCCUAGUUUACAUCAAUGGGAGAUUCGAGGCACUUAUAAAACAUUCCUGAUCACCAGCGUUUGUUCUACCACUUGGGACGGGUGUUCAUGGUAAGAAGACCUUGAGCUUGCCAUGCCUACUUUAUUCUCUUUGCUGGCAAAGAGCCCAGCUCUUUUUAUCACUAAACAUGAGCCCUGUCUUCGAGGAGCACUUAUUUCAAGAAUAAUAUGGUGGUAUAUAUGUUAAUUUUAAUAUGAAGUAGUUCUAGUGCUAUCCUAAAUCUGUGCUCCUAUUGUUUCCAAGAUUUUAAGUCCCUUUCAGAUAGCUUCUUCGAGAGGUUGAUGUACUUGUUGUACUAGUAGAGGCAUGGACAACCAAUGGUGGUCUAAAAUUCACAAUGUGAAUUGAGGGUUUAAAAUUAAAAAACAUCUAAAGGGCUGUAAGUUGGCCAACUCAUGUGAAAAAUGGAUGGAGAAAGCAAGUGGGCUUUCAGGUGUUAAACCUUUGGAGGCUGAUGAGUAUCACACUCUGGCAACUCCUCCAGCCACCACAGUGAGGACAGAUUAUGGAGAACGCUAACUAAAACAAAAAAAAAAGAGAGAUGAACAGAAGUAAUACGCAAAUAUGAAACGAAUUAUAGCCAUAAAUGUAGUGCCUUAGAGGAGACAAAUAUACAUAUCUAAAUAUAUACAUAUAUAUAAAAUAUAUGUAUGUAAUAUUAUAUUAUAUAUACAUAUAUUUCGCUGUAUGUCUUUAGAACCAAUGACAUGAGCAUUAUUGAGUUCUAGAGGUGGUCUCUCAGUUUAAAUACAAACUACAAUGAGAUUGUUAGCUGGCUGGGAUUUUCAUGUUAUUGCCAUUAUUUACUAUUUUUGAAUGUUCUAAUAUAGAUUAUGGCCAUUUGCCCUUAAGUAGUUAUAUUUAAUGUGCCUUAUUACUAUUGCCAGCAUCUGUACAGUCACGUCUUGUAUAUAAAAUUCAUUUGUAUAUUUUGCAAGAAUUAUAAAAUAAAAAAAUUGACAAAUUG